Messenger RNA from Pecten maximus, 4020 nucleotides. RefSeq lists its product as uncharacterized. Bases 289 to 3807 code for a protein of 1172 amino acids. Gene Ontology annotation, molecular function: ADP binding; protein binding. The transcript has 10 exons. NCBI's taxonomy places the organism in Eukaryota, Metazoa, Mollusca, Bivalvia, Pectinida, Pectinidae. The record is from RefSeq and is a predicted model, not a curated record.
GUAGGCCAAGCUACGUUAGGCUACAUUAGGUAGGUCUACGUGUUGUUUACAAUGAUUUGCCGUAGUUAUUGUAAAGAAAACAGGGAAAUACACCAUUGGCAUUCGUAACGGGAGCAGCUUAGGCCUAAUAUGACAACGGAACAAGUGCCAUGGAGCUCAACAUUGCUCCUGUGCUACAGUAUGGUUGUGCCCUAGAUCUUGAUCCAGACAAGAGAAUUGGCGUGGAAUAUUGAGGAAUUCGACCAGGAAAUGCCCAUACUCCUCAACUGAUAUAAAAACAUUAUUAAAAUGGAUUCCGAUGAAGAUGAUCGUAUUGGUUUUGAAAACCAGGCCAGGAUGGAUCCAUUUGAUGUGAUUAUCAAUGAUCUCAUUAUGGAAUUAGAUGCUGAUGAUUUGAUAUUCAAUGAGGUUGUCAACCUGUCAAAGACUCCACUUGGGUUUUCUCAUGAUUUAAAAUCUGGUGAAGAAUAUUUCAGACUUCUGGGGAAUAACUUGGGUAAGGAAGACAUGCUGGAUUUUCUGAUUAAUGUGACAGAUUAUCAGAACUGGCAUUGUGACUUUGGUACUGAGAGGGUAGCAGACAGACUAAAGAAAUACAAAGAUAAGCUUGAGAAACACAAACAACAAUGGAGGAGGAAGGACAUUUUUGAUCCCAAUUUUGUUGGAAGGGACAAAGAAAUCAACUCUAUCAUGGAAGGAGUGCAGAAUGAACACGGCACAUUCACAGGUGUGAGUAUAUUUGGCUCUGGAGGCAUAGGGAAGACAUCUCUGGGCAAUGAAGUUUGUCGUCGACUUUGGGCCUUAUCAAAAAACUGGCAAGUCAUCAAAAUUGAUCUCAGAGGGAAAUACUCGAUGGGAGAUUUAAUGAAGGACAUUAUCUUAGAGCUUCAACUGAAGGAUGAUGGAACAAUGUCAGAUGCUGAUUCAGAUGACCUGCAAAACAGCCUAAAAGAUGCAAUGGAAAGCAGGAUGCAAGCUAACAUUUUAAACCACCUAGGCAAAAUCACACGCAGAACGAUUGUCAUGCUGGAUAAUGUUGAUGAUAUUAUCCACAAAAAUGAAAAAGGAUUUAUACCAUUUGUCAAAAUGCUAUUGAAUGCAAUACAGACAAAAUGCAAGGUCCGAGUUAUCAUUACAAGUCGUGUAAGCCUCCAGCGUGACAGAUUUGGAGGAACCUUGACAGAACUGAGGGAUCUCCUAUCUGAAGUGGAAGUUCGACAGCUGCAGGUAGACGAUGCUAAGGAACUGAUCAGAAAGUGUACUCCAAAAGGGUUGGUAUCAGAAGAGGAGUGUUAUUGCCUGGUUAAACUGACUGAGAGGAACCCCCUGGCUUUACGUACAAUAUGUAGUAUUCUGAAAAACUGCUGCAGACAGGUAAAGCCAGCUGAGGUGAUUAGACAUCUGAGGAGCAAUGAAGGAAAACUGUCCAUGGUUGGUAUGGAAAAAUGCCUCCAGGAGAGUUUCGAUAGACUUGAAGAUAGCAUGAAAAAUAUUCUGAUACAGUUGACAUUGUUCAAGACCUCACCUUUUGACAUCAAUGCUGCCAGUGAAGUUUUAAGGGCUGACAAUACUCCAAAACCACAAAUUUUGCUGACAAAGAUGAAUCUAUUCCAUUUGAAAAGCCGUCACCUUAUUGAAGUCCAAGAUACGACCAUUCAGACAGAAGGAAACCUGAAACAGAACAUCCAGCCCAGACCUGAAGAAUUGGGAAACAUCAACAGAAAUGUCCUGUAUUCCCUACAUCCCCUGGUGUUUGAGUUUCUAACCAAACAAAAAAGUCAAAUGUCAGCAGUAUUGAUGCCUGCAAAAAUAAGGUUUUUUGAAUACAUGGAAAGAAUUAUUGGAAUAAUCGGAAAGGAGCAAGAAAAUUAUUAUUAUAGCACUCAGCUGUAUCUAAGAGAGUAUCACGUACAUAUUCAGAGCUAUUUUGACAUUACAUUAGAGCUUCAGGGAGAUAUUGAGACCAGAAGAGUAAAUAUGACCACAUCAAACCGAAUUUUGGAGAUAGGCCGACGAGUCCUUAAUCAGGACGGGCAGCUACGAUGGCUUCAGUGGGUUACAGAUAGAGCUGAACGAAAUGGCCAAGUUGAUCAGUGGGUCUUCUACCGUGGCUACAUGAUACAAUUGCUGACAGAAAUGGAUACAAUUUCUGACAUACCAAGCAUCAUGGAUGUUACCGAAAGAAAACUUGAUAUGAAACUGAGGAGACCUGAUACUGGUAUGAAAGUAGCUUUAGGAAAUUAUCACCAUAAAAAGGCAAUGUACUUCAAAAAAAUAGAUAAUCGACAGAAGGUCAUCGAAAACUUGGAAAAGGCUAGGCAGUAUUUAGAGGAUGAGGACAUCAGACCAAUGACAAACAUGGUUAUGAUACUUGCCAAUGUUUACAACGACCUUGGGUGUUCGUAUUAUCUACAUGAUUCAGAGAAGUGCAGAAGCUAUCAUGAAAAAGCGAUUUCAAAAUCGUUAGAAGAACACCCAGAUGUGGACAUGUUCAAAAACAAUCUUGCUGUUUGUCAGUUAAAAGAUAUAUUGGACCAGACUUUAGAGCAGUCAUCCCGAGAUGAGAACAUCGAAGAGACACUUGAACAUUUCAGCAAUGUAAUAGCAAAAGGAAGACGGCAAGGCACAGAUAAUACAGAUUCACACACAGUAGCUCUGAGAAACAGAUCAACAUUGUAUCUGCACUUAAAACGGUACGAGGAAGCAUAUUCUGAUGCUAAAAAGAGUCUUGAAGUGCGAAAAAAGAUUUUGAAGGACCCGCAUGAGGACUUGACUUUGAGCUGUAGCCACGUGGCCCGUAUUUUGUAUAACUGGGGCGACCAGCAGAUACGCAGUGGGAAUAUAGGCCUAGGGUUCCCCCACCUUAAGGAAGCUAUCCAUUUCUACGAUGAGGCUCUAACAAAGAUAAAGAAUGGAGGGUUAUCCAUAGACCAUGAAGAAUAUGCUGAAAUAAAGAAAUUCCACUUGAAAGCUGUAAACAGAGUAGACACAAAAAGAAAACAGCACUUGGAACAGGAAUACCAGGAUCUGGUAUACAGAAGAUCUAGUAUCUUAUUUGAUAGAGAGGAUAGUGGACAUUCCUCGGAUGGUGGUAGUGACGAGCAGGGUUCCAGUACCGAUGAUCUGAUGAGUGACAUACAGACAGACAGUUCACAGGACGAACAGAUCAAAACCUCUCGGGAUGAGGGAACGUUAAAGGAGAUGCCAGUAGAUACUCAGAAGACUUUAGAUGACACCAUGAACUUCCUAUCUCCAAUGUCCAAGGGUAAAGGCAGAUAUGAACAUCAAGAUUCUGGAUAUGUUAUGGGAGGCAGUACCAGUUCCUUUCGUAGUUCCACAUCUCGUCGUUUGUCCAGACAAGAAUCUUUUGAAGUUCUUGAUCGACCAAGCAUGACAUCAAACACUUCGGGAUCUUCAGAAGAUGUUUUUCCUCCACCUAGUCCACUAGAUUUGUCUAUGAAUGAAUUAAUUGCAAAAGUUUCAAGAAAGUCUUCCAGAAGCAAAGGGAGGAGUCGUUCUCAACAGAGCGAUAUACCUAACAGGGAAGAGAAACUUUCCAGAGGUCACAGUGACACGACAAUUCUUCAAACCACAGGGAAAGCAGACUGCACUACAUCUUUUGAUCAAAGGCAGGCUUCGAUAGAAGGUAAAGAUGAACCUAUCAAAGUCCCAGAGAAAGAUGAAGGUCAAGGUGACAUGGAGAGUCCUUCAGUACCUGUCAAAGUGACAGGGAAACGAAAGGGUAUAGAGGACACAGAAAGUCCGGUGGUACCAGCCAAGUUGACAAAGGAGGAUUUGGGUCAUUAAGAUGGAUAAUGUCCUGAUAAAACAGCCAAGGUCAAAAUGGAGGAAAGCUGUCAUGGUAACAAUGAUACAGUAAAUUGGGUUGGACCAGUCAUGGUCACAAAGGCAUAGAGAUGAACCAUUCAAAAUCCUGUUUGAGUGGUCAAGGUCACAAAGGAGGAUAGAGGUCAAGUGACUCAAAAUACUGAUUCCUGUUAAGAGUUUCAGGGAAGGGUA